Molecule: messenger RNA, 921 nt
Organism: Eruca vesicaria subsp. sativa (arugula)
Lineage: Eukaryota; Viridiplantae; Streptophyta; Magnoliopsida; Brassicales; Brassicaceae
Source: the annotation of a GenBank genome assembly
AUGGAGCGUCGGCGGCGAGUGACCGGAGAAGCACCAACUGAAAAGAGGAUCCUCCUCGCGUCACUAUCCGCAAUGGUCGCAGAGUCAGUUACAUUUCCCAUUGAUCUCACAAAGACCAGAAUGCAGCUCCACGGUUCCGGAUCCGGAUCCUCCCACCGGGUCGGCGCCAUCGGAGUUGUCUCUGAAAUCAUGAAGCAGGAAGGGAUGAUGGGUUUCUACAAAGGUCUCUCUCCGGCGAUUAUAAGACACUUGUUCUACACGCCGAUCAGAAUCAUAGGGUACGAGAAUCUGAAAGGGUUCAUUGUCAGGUCCGAAGCUAACAACGGCGAGUCUCUUCCUUUAGCUACUAAGGCUCUCCUCGGAGGGGUCUCUGGUGUAAUGGCUCAGGUUGUGGCUAGCCCGGCUGAUUUAGUGAAAGUGAGGAUGCAAGCAGAUGGGAGAUUAGUGAGCCAAGGUCUGAAACCGAGGUACUCUGGACCAGUGGAAGCUUUCACCAAGAUCCUACAAUCAGAAGGAGUGAAAGGGUUGUGGAAAGGUGUUGUUCCGAACAUACAGAGAGCGUUUUUAGUGAACAUGGGUGAGUUAGCUUGCUAUGAUCACGCUAAACACUUUGUGAUCGAUAAAAAGAUCUCGGGUGGGGAUAACAUUUACGCGCAUACUCUUGCAUCUAUAAUGUCGGGUCUUGCUUCGACGACUCUGAGUUGUCCUGCUGAUGUGGUGAAGACGAGGAUGAUGAAUCAAGGGGAGAAAGGUGUGUACAGAAGCUCGUAUGAUUGUUUGGUGAAGACGGUUAGGUUUGAAGGAGUAAGAGCUUUGUGGAAAGGCUUUUUGCCGACAUGGGGGAGGCUUGGACCAUGGCAGUUUGUGUUUUGGGUCUCUUACGAGAAGUUUAGACAGCUUGCUGGUCUCUCUUCCUUUUAG